AUGGAGGAGGCAAUACGUGCCAAAGAAACUCAAGAUAGAGCGGAGGCACGUCAACCGUGUGGACCCAGUGUGCUGAAAACAACCAGACUGUUGAAGACAACAAAACCGAUGACUCAGAAUCAUACAAGGGACACAGCUGCGAUGAAUGAAGAUGAUGAUGCAAGCCUCAAGGACACUGCAAAUGGGAAUUGUGCAAUGAAGAGUCAAAAGGAUAGUCGCGAGGAGAAUGUGAGGCUCACCAAACGCACAUUCAAUGACUCGGAGAAAGGCAACGACUCGGAGUUUGAUGACAUUGAGUAA
This is a messenger RNA of Suillus fuscotomentosus, 300 nucleotides long. RefSeq lists its product as uncharacterized. Bases 1 to 300 code for a protein of 99 amino acids. The transcript has 2 exons. The record is from RefSeq and is a predicted model, not a curated record. Lineage: Eukaryota; Fungi; Basidiomycota; Agaricomycetes; Boletales; Suillaceae.